ACUGGAAUAUAUCCGUAACUGAAGCAAAUAAUUUAUUCUAGUUUAUGAAAAUUUAAAAUCCGAUUUCAUUUUGUGAUAUAUAUACACACACUAUAGUAUAGUGUGACUCUACAAAAAUACAUUUUAGAGAAAAAAAUUAGAGUGACAAGAUGGAGCAUUUUAGUGGAUAUAUUGAAGUUGUUCCUCCUCGUCGUAAUACUCGUUCUUGUAUUGUUGAGUUUGAUGGCGCAUCGCGUGGAAAUCCCGGACCAGCUGGUGCAGGAGCUAUACUGCGUUCUGAAAAUGGGAAUGUGCUCUAUCGAUUCCGUGAAGGAUUAGGCUACCAAACAAAUAAUGUUGCUGAGUAUCGCGCUUUGAUUUUAGGAAUGAAACAAGCCAUCCGAAAAGGAUAUCAUCACAUCGCUAUCAAAGGGGACUCUGAGCUAGUUGUCAACCAGUUUAAGGGUUCAUGUAACAUCUACAAUGCAAAUUUAAGGAGCUUAUGUAACGAGGCUUUGGAGCUGAAGGGUGACUUUCACUCAUGCACCAUCCAACACAUUCGCAGGGAACUUAACACUGAAGCUGAUGCUCAAGCAAACCAGGCCGUCUAUCUCGGAGAUGGUCAAGUUGAAGAAGAUCGCAUGAAUUAAUGUUCAUAUGACAGCAUGCCACUGUCAAAAACUAUUGGCAACUAUGUUAUCUUUCUGUCUAACAAGUAACAAUUUAGCACAUUAGUGGUUUUAUAUGUGACCAUGCAUGUCAAAGGUCAAAUAUUGUUUGUAAUAUUGUAAAUUUGAACAUGCCUCUACAUUGUUUGUAAUAUUUCUGAAUUAAGUACUUUUUUCUAUGUUCAUCUGAAAAACUCUUUGCUAUGUGA
This is a messenger RNA of Medicago truncatula (barrel medic), 856 nucleotides long. RefSeq lists its product as uncharacterized. Bases 150 to 629 code for a protein of 159 amino acids. Gene Ontology annotation, molecular function: RNA-DNA hybrid ribonuclease activity; nucleic acid binding. The record is from RefSeq and is a predicted model, not a curated record. The transcript is spliced from 7 exons. NCBI's taxonomy places the organism in Eukaryota, Viridiplantae, Streptophyta, Magnoliopsida, Fabales, Fabaceae.